AUGUUAGCGGGCAUCCCGGAUCCGGACGAAGGUGUCACGCGCGCAGAAUAUUGCACUCACGGCCUUCUCUUCGUCGACGAUGAGAUCGACUGCAUCGAUCUGUCGGAUCUGCAGCUCGACGACCCUGACAACUGGUUGUAUGUGCUUCCACAAUGGGCGAUUGAAUCUCCAAUCCAGGAUUUAUAUGCCUGGCUGAGGACAGAACCAGAAUUGAAUGUUCAAAAUACCAAAAAAUGCAUUGACACGAGAACAUUCACGAGACCUAAGAAACGAUCAGCUCGGAUGAGCUUUGAAUCAAUUUUCGAAGGACUAUCACCUCCCAUGAUGACAGAUGUACGAAAGCUGCAAGAUACAAAAGAUAUUACGCUUAUUGAAAAUGAGGAAAAGGGUUUAUCUGCAAUAAUUAGAGAUAAUGAAUCUGUGCCACCAAUCUUGAAGCCAUCCAUUAGCACGGCUAUGAACAUCUUAUACGAUGAAAACUUGGUAACGUCAGGGCAGAAAAGCAUGGAAGCCUUCGAGAACAUGUCGCAGUCUAAAGGAAUAGAUUCAUUUAUCAAUCUAGGCGAACCCGAGUUGAUAAACGAUCUGAUGAACGUGUCGCAACCCUCUGUUUUGUACACGUCCGUUAUUGCAUCUGCAAACGAGUUUACAUUUAUUAAAAAUAACACAUCAGUAAUUAAUAAUGAGAACAUCGCUCAAAAUAGCACGGAAGAUGACUCAAAUAUCAAUGAAACAUUCGUGAUGCAAAAUGCUGACAAUAGUAUUGUUCUAGAUGAGAUAAAUUAUAUUGAAGGUACUCAAAUAUGUAACACCAAUAAAGAAUUUUUGCAAUUGGAUAAAGACUUGAAUGAGACGUACAACACUGGAACUGCCGCUGGAAUGUCAGUGUCGAGAUCGAGUCUUGACAAAGAGAAGUCAAUCACUUCUUUGUCUUCCACUUUUGUAGCCGAGCCUAAUGCUAUCUACGUGCAAUCACAAAAUGUAGGGAGUAAUGGCGUUAAGUCAUUAGACACCACAUAUCUGUCCUCCGGCGCGAAAGACGUUGAAAGACCGAAUUCACCUAUAUUGAUUAGCGAUACGUACGUACCUACGAUGCACGCAAACAAAGCGGAUUUAGACGUAACGUGUAACAUUUUAUCUGAUGAAACGGAAUUCACUGUGCCUCUCACUCGUGAGACAUAUGGAGCGCGAGACAAUGCUCUAGAUAUAUCUUUUCAAGUGCCUGGCUAUCAAUCUACGCCGAUGAAUCCAAAUCUAUUGGAUGCAACAUCGAGAUUCACUACAAAGUCGCAGCCCACAGCGUAUCUCAUGUCGCUGAAAGCUCCCAUGUCAUUGAGGCGAGAGCUGUUGGCGGAAAUUCAACGAAGCGGAAAGCUGGACUCCACGUACGAUAUCGCCGGCGAACAGCAUCCCGGCUUGAGAGAUACCAAGGAGAAUACUAUAACUCACGUAACUGGUAACGAGAUUGAGACUGACAUUCUUCCCACGAACAGAUACCACACGUACAAAAAGAUGACAACGCUUAAUCAGGCGAAUCAGUGUGCAAGUCAGAACAAAGUGGCUAUAAUCGCUCAAAAGGAAUUGCCAGUGGACCAACGUAAAUUUUAUACUUUCACCAAAAAGAGUUAUCCUGUCGAAAGAACCGACUCGAAUACCGUCGGUGAGAACACGCGUCCGAAUAUGGAUAGCACGUUUUGCAAGCCUCAUUUUUUGAAAACGCAGCAAAAGAGGAACAUCCCAAAGGCGUUGUCGAAAUUACCGCAGUUUCUGCAGAAGUCCAAUCCCAAUCUUGUAUCAGGUUCGAUGAAGAGCGCCGGCGCUGGUGGAUUGCGUGCGGGCAUAUCCGGCGUAGGAUACAUUAAGGGCUCGUCACAACCCAAUAUCGUCCAGAAUGUCGCAGAGAGGUUGCAGCCGCCGAGCAAGCUACAUCCGUACGGCAAGAUAAAGAGCGGCUCCGAACAACGGUUGCCAGAAACCAAUGUGAAUACGAAUAAUCAGUUUCCAAUGAAGAGCGCGAUCGCCAGCUCGACGGAGAGCAUAGAGAGCACUCACAGCGUUCACAGCGCUCCCGACCUGGACGACAGGCUCAGCACGUGCUCCGACAGCAGUGGUCACAAUCCGUGCACCAAACAAACGAUCGAGCAACUGCAUAAACUGGUGCGGAUGCAGGAAGAGAGUUUAAAACAGAAUUCGGCGUCUAAACCAUAUAGACAAGUUCUAGAGAAUACGUGGGUCGAAUCGAAAAUGAGUUUGCCUUCUCCAAUUCUAAAAAACGGUUUAGAACACAGCGAGGGUGACAGGCAUUUACUAAAUACUGACAUAAGUAUGAAGUGUAGUUCUCCAAUUGUCAGUCCCACUGGGUCUAGUCACGCAUUGAACAACGAUGGAAAUGCUGAAGGUAACAUAACAAAAACUAAAGAUGAAAUUAUAGUGGUUGAAAAGGCUGAGAAUCCGAAUCAAGUAGUGCCUAAAAUUGAAAAUAAGACUCGAUUGAGACAGCCGACCAAUUGGAAUGCCGGAAGCAAACCAGCUGCUGUGAUAAGCGGAAUUCCUAGACCUGCGUCGCGUAUACCAGCUCCCAGAUUUGUUCGACCGAGCGCGAAAAGUGCUCAAUCCGACUUGAGAAAAGGAUGCACAUGAAAUCUUGAACGGUAAAACGUGCAAAAAAGAGAGACUUACAAAUAUUUAACAAUAUGGCAAUUGGAAUAACAGAAAUAAUUUUCAAUUCCAUAUAAUUAUUAGUAACACUAAAGUUUCUCAAAGCUUAUAAAAAUUCAGUAUUAUUGAGCUUCCAAGUUGGAUGAUAAAAAGUAACGAUUAUUAUUAUUAAUAUUUGCGUGUUUGUUUGAAUUUAGUUUGUACAAUUAGUAAUGUGAAAUAUUGUCUCAUGUUAUUAUUACUAUUUAAUAUAUAUGUGCAGUUUUUUCGAUUAAAGCAUAAUUGUCUUGCUGGUAAGCUUUGACAAUAUUUAUGAUAUUUUCUAUAAACUUGUAAAAUACUUCAAGAAUUUUGUUCAUUAAUGGCUAAAUAAUAUAUAUAAAAAAAUACGAUACAUUUUGCAGAUAAGAUUUAAGUCGUAUGUUUUAUCGUUGCCAAAACCAAGAUUUCAAGAUGCAGAUCGUAUUGGUGUUGUUUGUAUUUCUAUAUGAUGUAGAAAUCGAGAUUUCCGUUCGGUAUUUUAUACAAAAAGCUGAAGAAAAGGGUUAUUUUUUUUACACAAUAGUCAAUACAAACAAUGGCAAUAAAUCUUUGUAUAUAAAAAACAGCGGUAUAGGAAAAAAGCCGUUCAGAUAUUUUCUAUUAAGUGAUAAAUAAUAAAUCGGUCCAUCAAUCGUUCAAUUUAUAAAUAAUGCACACGAAAACAAAAGACUGUGAGUGUCACAUCUUUGCAGCCAAAAUUCAGUUUUUAUCUUUGUCCGUCCCAUUGUAUUUUUGCUUUUUUUUCAUAAAAUUAUUUAAAUCACCCGAAAUAUAUCGCGCUUACAUGAUACAAAGAAAUUAUAAAAGGUUGAUACAGUGAUAUUUAUAUACAUCUGUAUAUAAGGAAAUUAUUCAAAAGCUAUACAUUUAUAUCAGGCAUUCAAGUACCUGUUCAACCAUUGAGAUACUCAUAUACUGAACAUAAGUUCGAUGCAUUUUCGAGAAAAAAAUUAAUAAAAGCAUAUAAAUAUUCUGUGAUUUCACAUAUUAUCUUAUCGCAUAUAGAUACAUAUACAUUUUAUAUAGUUUUUUAUACAUUAAUAAUUAUUAAAAUUAUUGAACUGAUUAUUGAAAUAUGGAGUUGCACUUUGACUUCACGUAGACUCCACAUUCUGCACAAUCAAGAAACAACAGUGUUCAAACGCUUUGCUUCGUCAUUUACCAAAAAAACUUGCAAACUUCUAAAUUGAUUUAAAUAUUCUAAAAAAUUGUCAAUUACAACACAGCACAGUAAAACAUAUUAAAAAUAAUGUUUAUAUAUUAAUGUAAAUAACUUUUUUUCAUUAUGAGAUUUCAUAAGAUUCUUAUCAAUUAAAUUGCAGAAAUAUUCAAAACUCCUAUGUUAUUAAUAUUUAUUCUCUAUAGAAAGAUAACGCAAGUUAAUAAUUUUAUUCGCGAAUGAGAAUUGAAACAAUGUUGUGUAUGCCUAUUGUAAAUAAUAAAACGAAUAAGUGAUA
Monomorium pharaonis (pharaoh ant) is the source of this 4157-nucleotide messenger RNA. RefSeq lists its product as uncharacterized. The transcript is spliced from 7 exons. Bases 1 to 2640 code for a protein of 879 amino acids. NCBI's taxonomy places the organism in Eukaryota, Metazoa, Arthropoda, Insecta, Hymenoptera, Formicidae. The record is from RefSeq and is a predicted model, not a curated record.